Lathyrus oleraceus (garden pea) is the source of this 1021-nucleotide messenger RNA. Its product is annotated as pectinesterase inhibitor 3. The coding region runs from base 89 to 721 and encodes 210 amino acids. NCBI's taxonomy places the organism in Eukaryota, Viridiplantae, Streptophyta, Magnoliopsida, Fabales, Fabaceae. The record is from RefSeq and is a predicted model, not a curated record. Gene Ontology annotation, molecular function: enzyme inhibitor activity. Gene Ontology annotation, biological process: negative regulation of catalytic activity. The transcript has a single exon.
UUAUAAAUAAAAGCCACCUCAACUUCUUCUACUCACUGCAUCUCUCAAUUUCUCAAACCUAACACUAACACUCUUCUUAAAACAAAAAAUGAAAAUGCAUAUCUCCAUUACAGUUCUUGUUAGUUUCUUGCUCUUGAUCAUGUCACCAGCGUUUCUUUCAUUCUCGACCGCCGCCGCAACAACACCGCAAGAUCUCCUCCGUUCAUCAUGUGCCCAAGCAAGAUACCCAGCUCUCUGCGUUCAAACUCUCUCCAACCAAGUCAGUCCCACAGCGAAGCCCUUAGAGUUAGCUCAGGUCGCCGUUAAAGCCAGUCUCGCUCGCACUCUCACGCUUUCUGUCUACCUCAAGAAUAUUCUAAACACAGAGGUGCCCGUUGGUUCCAAAACCAACAACAGAAAGCGAGUUGCAUUGAGUGACUGUGUUGCUCAGAUUUCCGAUUCCGUUCUUGAGUUAAACCGGACGUUGAACGAGUUACGGAAGCUUCACAUGGGAACGUUCGAGUGGCAAAUGAGUAACGCUCAGACAUGGGCUAGUACCGCUUUAACCAACGGGAACGCCUGUAUUAACGGUUUGAAUAGGAGUGACGCAGAAGAGAAGAUGAAGGUGGAGGUGAAACGUAAGGUUACGGAAGUAUCCAUGUUUACAAGUAACGCUCUCUACUUAAUCAUUCGUCUCGGUGAUAGCAGGAAUCCAAAGCCUCACUCCAAUUCCAAUAACUGAUGCAUCAUCCAUCGUCAUGUUUUUGUGGUUUUGUUUUCCAUGGCGUUGACUAUGUUGACAUAACUUAAUUCGCAUCAAAAUCUUUCAAUUGUAAAGUACGUAAUGCUUUUGUUUAGUUUUUGUUUUUGCUGUGUGCAAAAGACAAGAUGUAAAUCUAUGUUUUUGUAUGCUGUUUCUAAUAUGUUGCCUUAGCUGUCUUCACAUAAGUCAAUGGAAAUUUAAUAAGAUUUUACUGUACUCUAAUUUAAUACAAAUUGGUAUCUAGAACUCCUCAUAGAUUCUUGAUCGUGUUUUCAAGAA